GGCGCCCGCCGCUCCCGGGGCUCGGCGCGGGCCUGGGGAAUCGGGAGCCCGCUGCCGGGGUCGCAGUAUGGGGCGCUUUCGCGGGGGUCUGCGGUGCAUCAAGUAUCUGCUGCUCGGCUUCAACCUGCUGUUCUGGCUGGCCGGAUCAGCGGUCAUUGCAUUUGGACUAUGGUUCCGGUUCGGAGGAGCCAUAAAGGAACUGUCGUCAGAGGACACGUCCCCCGAGUAUUUCUAUGUAGGGCUCUACGUGUUGGUUGGAGCUGGGGCCCUGAUGAUGGCUGUGGGGUUCUUCGGGUGCUGUGGAGCCAUGCGUGAGUCACAGUGUGUGCUUGGAUCAUUUUUCACCUGUCUGCUGGUGAUAUUUGCUGCCGAAGUAACCACUGGAGUGUUUGCUUUUAUAGGCAAGGACGUAGCUGUACGACACGUGCAGACUGUGUACGAGGAGGCGUACAGCGAUUACCUUAAAGGCCGGGGGAGGGGCAAUGGCACCCUCAUCACCUUCCACUCGGCAUUUCAGUGCUGCGGGAAAGAAAGCUCUGAACAAGUCCAGCCCACCUGUCCAAAGGAGCUUCCAGGCCACAAGAAUUGCAUCGACAAAAUUGAAACCAUAAUCAGUGUUAAGCUGCAGCUCAUUGGAAUUGUUGGGAUUGGGAUUGCGGGUCUCACGAUCUUUGGCAUGAUAUUCAGCAUGGUGCUUUGCUGCGCAAUACGAAACUCACGAGAUGUGAUUUGAAGAUACUUCAUCAUGAAAAUGGCAGUCUAGAGUGUUCAUGCUAAAUGUCACAAGAGCUAUCUCAGCUCACUUUUAAUAUUCAGGAUUUUAGAAGCUAAAAUAAUUUGCUUUUAACUGUACAUUUGCACAUGUAUGUAUGUCUGACUCAUUACUGACUUGCCCCUUGAGUGAAUGUCACGUGUGGUCUGUGUGUUUCUGGUAUAUGCAUUGCAGUACUGAUAUUUGUUUCCUGGGAAUCCCUAGUUUGUGUGUGCAGACGGAAAACCUAUUGAAAUACCAGGAAAAAAGCGAUCAAGUUUUGAAAGACUUGUAAAACCUGGCUGUUCAGGGAAUGUGACAAUGGCCCAUUUCUCAGAUUUUAGCCAUUUAAGUUAGAUCCAUAAAGAGAAUGCAGGAUUUCUAGUUAAUGGAAGCAAUAAGCUAUUAGAAAUGAGGGGUCAAGAUUAACUGUGUCUGAGUUGAGUGUAAAGGUUUCUUGGCGUAUAUAUAUUCUCCCUAGAAUACAGUAAACCCACAGUUUUAGAACUAAACACAUCUGUAAAAGUAAAUAUAGCAUGGAAAAUCUAAUUUGAAAACACCGUACUUUCUUAGUAUUUAAAAGCAGAAAACCUCUCUCUGGAAAGGGACGUUACAUAGACAAGCACGUGCCCCAUAAAAGUGAGUGCUUUUAGGACUAAAAAUAGCAACUUUUAAGGGGGAAAAUGUUGUUAGACAAAGGCAUGUAGAUGUUGCUUUAACCCUCUCUUUCCUGCCUCUGCUUUGAGCUGCUGGAAGCCUCUCCUUUCCAGAAGGGCUUCCAUCUCCCGCUCCUCGUGCUUCUCCAGUUGCAGUGGCAGCAGACAGCAAGGGCGCUGCAGUGUGAGGUUGGGCGAACCCCACAGUGGCAGACAGCAAGAGCGCUGCAGUGUGAGGUUGGGUGAACCCCACAGUGGCAGAC
Molecule: messenger RNA, 1670 nt
Organism: Microtus ochrogaster (prairie vole)
Lineage: Eukaryota; Metazoa; Chordata; Mammalia; Rodentia; Cricetidae
Gene: Tspan2
Product: tetraspanin 2
Cellular component (GO): plasma membrane
Source: RefSeq, a predicted model, not a curated record